GAGAGAGAGAGAGAGAGAGAGUGAGAGUGAGGAGGGUGAGAGCUAAGCAAAGGAUUUCAUAUAGCUUUGUUGCUUUAGUGGCUUUUGAGGAGAGAUAAAAUAAGUGCCGAAGAAGAUUCCUUUGAGCAGAAGAGAGAGAGAGUGAAACAGGGGGGUGGGUUUAGAGAGGGCAGGGGAGGGGGAAGUGUAAUCUUUGUUGUCACAGCUGCCGGCCUUUAGCGGCGGCCUCUGUAUGUUGCUGCAGUUUUGCAAGUGGGCGGCCUUUUGCUUUGAUUUCUGAUCUCGGUUUCGUUGUUUUGUUGCUUCGGGUCAUGAAAGAUUGAAUCUUUGGUCGCUUCCUCAUUGUUUUGCGGUCAUUUAUUUUGGUUUUUGAGGCGUGAUUUUGGGUUCCGUUGUUUUUUACUUUGUCUGUUUCUUGUUGUUGUAGCGGGGUUCGGUUAUUGGGGGUUGGUUUCAGUUGUUUGAGUAGAGAGGGUGCGGAGUUACAGUCCUUAGGGUAGAAGAAUAGUGAGAGUGGAAGGUAAUGGCCGGAGGAGGAGGAGGGGGGGGAGGAGGAGGAGGAGGAGCAGCGCCGGCGCCGAAGGCCGACGAGUUGGUGCCGCAUCCAGUAAAGGAUCAGUUGCCGAAUGUGUCGUACUGCAUCACCAGCCCACCUCCAUGGCCGGAGGCCAUUCUACUUGGUUUCCAACAUUAUCUGGUUAUGCUGGGCACUACUGUGAUCAUCCCUACUGCACUCGUUCCUCAGAUGGGAGGGGGAAAUGAUGAGAAAGCCAGGGUAGUUCAGACUUUGCUCUUUGUGGCCGGCAUAAACACUCUGUUGCAGUCUUUCUUUGGCACUCGCUUGCCUGCGGUGAUCGGAGGGUCUUACACUUUUGUUGCACCAACCAUCUCCAUCAUUCUCGCUGGUCGAUAUAGCGACAUUGUAGAACCUCAUAGGAAAUUCCUUCGAAUUAUGAGAGGAACUCAAGGUGCUCUAAUUGUUGCAUCAACAAUUCAAAUUAUUAUUGGUUUUAGUGGUCUUUGGCGCAAUGUAACGAGAUUUUUAAGUCCACUGUCUGCAGUUCCUCUGGUAGCACUUGCUGGAUUUGGGCUUUAUGAGUUGGGAUUCCCUGCGGUUGGUAAAUGUGUUGAAAUUGGGCUUCCAACAAUCAUAAUUUUGAUUGUAAUUUCACAGUACAUUCCUCAUGCUAUACAUGGAGAGAAGCAUGUAUUUGAUCGAUUUGCAGUCAUUUUUUCUGUGGCAAUUGUAUGGUUGUAUGCAUAUUUCCUCACCGUUGGUGGGGCAUAUAAGCAUGCUCCGCCUAAAACGCAAUCACAUUGCCGAACCGAUCGUUCUGGGCUUGUCAGCUCAGCUCCCUGGAUAAGAGUCCCAUAUCCAUUUCAAUGGGGAGCGCCAUCAUUUGAUGCCGGGGAAGCCUUCGCCAUGAUGGCUGCUGCAUUCGUUGGUCUAGUGGAGUCUACCGGGACUUUUAUUGCAGUGUCCAGAUAUGCCAGUGCAACUCCGCUGCCCCCGUCUGUUCUUAGUCGUGGAAUUGGUUGGCAGGGUAUUGGUAUUUUACUGGAUGGUUUGUUUGGAACAGCAAGCGGCUCAACUGUAUCUGUUGAAAAUGCUGGUUUGUUGGCUUUGACGCGGGUUGGAAGUCGAAGGGUUGUUCAGAUAUCCGCGGGGUUUAUGAUUUUCUUUUCUAUUCUCGGCAAAUUUGGAGCUGUUUUUGCAUCUAUUCCAGCUCCCAUAUUUGCAGCUUUAUACUGUCUGUUCUUUGCAUAUGUUGGUUCGUGUGGUCUCAGCUUCUUACAGUUCUGCAAUCUGAACUCCUUCAGAACAAAGUUUAUAUUGGGAUUUUCUGUCUUUAUGGGCUUAUCAAUUCCUCAAUACUUCAAAGAAUACACGGCAGUUGCUGGUUAUGGUCCAGCCCAUACUGGUGCAAGAUGGUUCAAUGACAUCAUUAAUGUUAUAUUCUCGUCGGAGCCAUUCGUCGCUGGUCUCAUCGCUUUCUUCUUAGACAACACUCUCCACAGGCGCGACGGCGCGGUUAGAAAGGACAGAGGUUAUCAUUGGUGGGACAAAUUUCGAUCCUUCAAGACGGACAACAGGAGCGAAGAAUUCUACUCCUUGCCAUUUAAUCUGAACAAGUUCUUCCCAUCGGUGUAAGCACAGAGCACUGGAGUUAUUUUCUGUUCUUUGUCACAUGUCUUGUAGCUGUUUGUCUUCUCAUUUUGCCUUCUGAGAAUGACUUAUUGAUAAAUUCAUCCUAAAUGAAUUAGUGUGUUACAGUUUUACGUUAUUAUUUUGCGUUUUUUAUUUGUAUAUUUAAUGUGAUAUAGACUUGGAGCGAGGCUGGUGCUCCCACCACUGCUCUACUGCAGUGUUAUGCUAGUUAUAUCGUGGAUCAGUGUUCUUGCA
Molecule: messenger RNA, 2404 nt
Organism: Phalaenopsis equestris
Lineage: Eukaryota; Viridiplantae; Streptophyta; Magnoliopsida; Asparagales; Orchidaceae
Product: nucleobase-ascorbate transporter 6-like
Exons: 14
Coding region: 524-2152 (542 amino acids)
Biological process (GO): transmembrane transport
Cellular component (GO): membrane
Molecular function (GO): transmembrane transporter activity
Source: RefSeq, a predicted model, not a curated record